Molecule: messenger RNA, 1716 nt
Organism: Theileria annulata
Lineage: Eukaryota; Apicomplexa; Aconoidasida; Piroplasmida; Theileriidae
Product: SfiI-subtelomeric fragment related protein family member, putative
Exons: 1
Coding region: 1-1716 (571 amino acids)
Source: RefSeq, a predicted model, not a curated record
AUGAGAAUAUCUUCAACUACAAAAUGGAUUUUAUUAUGUUUAAUUAUUGCCCAGCUAUGUGGUGCCGAAGGUAAUGGAAAUUCUGAAGAUUCACCAUCCAAUCAAGCCGAACAGUCUCAGUCUGCUGAUUUAAGUAGUGAACAAACCACUGAAAACAAUGUAGAAGAUGUUCCCAAAAAUUCUGUUGAUACCCAUGGCCAUAGCCCACAAGAUACACAACAAUCUGAGUCCGAAAAUCCAUCAGAACUUCAACCAACAAAUAAUAAUGAAAAAUUAGAAGAACCUUCACAAGGUUUGGAACCAACAAACACACCUGAUGUAGUAGCAACUAUAUUUUAUGUACCCAUAAUCCUUACACCAGUAAAACUUGACCUCGGCAUCAAGAGGGAUACCAAAGAUUUUAACUAUAGAAGUACGGCAGUCCAGUGCAUGUACACCCCCAAAAGUGGUCGAAUAUUUAGUGAAGUGAUCAUAUCGGACCCUUAUGGGUUUUCUUUAGUUAUUUGGAAACCCAAAUCCCAAAGCGAGUAUUCCUACGAAGUUUCAGUGUAUACUAUUAAGGAUACAAUAAUUCUCUCUGUAAAGAUUUCCAUGCUUAAUGGUACUAAAAAGGUCUUCGGAAGACCUUUUAUUCAUUCAAAUUGGCAAGAUAUUACCUUUCCACUUGGUGUUAAACUUUUAACAACUAAACAAGACGGCACUAAGGUUGAAUUGGGCCCUAGCGAUUAUAUAUUAAAUACUCAUUGUGGACAUAGUUUUUCAUAUACUUUUCAUCUAUAUCCGCAUCCAAAAUGCACUGAAAUAAAACAUGAAAACAAAACUGUUUGGAGCUACCGAUCUCAUUAUAUCAUAUCUAAUGGAAUCCCUAUAUCUGGUUCAUAUCCCACUUGUAUUUUAUAUACUAUAUCAUAUAAUUUAAACCAUUUUCUUUGCAAACAUUACAAAAAAGAUUCAGAAAUUCACAACUUCAGACUCUGGUUCAGUGAUGGUUUUUACAUUGAUUCCUCACUCGAAAAUGGACAGUGGAAACAAAAAUUCCAUCUAUAUAAGACUUUAUCUCUCCCAAUUGCAUCAGAAACUGAUAAUGAAAUUUCUCUAGAUGUAACUCUGGACAAGAGCACAGAUCAGUUUGAUUAUGAAUACUAUAACUGUCCCAACUCUGGCUACAGUGUUUUUAAAAUAUUUACUGCCAAAAAGGGGUAUAAGUUCGCUUCGGUCACUGAACAAAAUCUUGUUAUUUGGAACAAUUCUAACGAUCAAUCUGAAUUUUCCACUAAGGUAGUGGCUCAGACCUCCAUUAAAUUUAUAGAGGCCGAUAAACAAGUGACAAUACACACUAAUAAGGAUAAUAAAAUAUUUUACAAGUUAAGGGAAGAUGGAAAAUGGAUAGAUUCAAAGGAAAAAUAUAGAAAAAAUAAACUCAAACUCAUAACCCUUAAUGAAGACGGAUCUACUAGUGAAGAUGAUACUAGCAAAUUUGAUAUUGGAUAUGAUUUUUCUAUAGUUAAUUACAUAUUUAAAUCAGGAGCUAAAUGCAUCGAGGUCAAAUGCGAUGACAUAGUUGUGUGGAAAUAUGAUUCUUCGCAAGGAGAAAGUCACUAUCCCCAAAAAGUAUCUUUUAACACUAUAACCGGGAACAUUCGUAUUCUUUUAAACAAUAGACUAUACUUUUAUAGUCUACAAGGUCUUGAAUGGAAUAUGGUACUUCAAAUAUAG